This is a messenger RNA of Microdochium trichocladiopsis, 1824 nucleotides long. Its product is annotated as 5'-nucleotidase domain-containing protein. NCBI's taxonomy places the organism in Eukaryota, Fungi, Ascomycota, Sordariomycetes, Xylariales, Microdochiaceae. Gene Ontology annotation, biological process: nucleotide catabolic process. Gene Ontology annotation, molecular function: nucleotide binding; hydrolase activity, acting on ester bonds; metal ion binding. The coding region runs from base 1 to 1824 and encodes 607 amino acids. The transcript is spliced from 3 exons. The record is from RefSeq and is a predicted model, not a curated record.
AUGAUGCGCGCCGCCUCGCUCAAGUCCACCCUGGCCCUGGCCACAGGCCUCGCUGCCUCGCUGGCCGCCGCCGCCUCCGAGGACUCGCUGUACAGCCAGCGCCUCAGCAAGCGCUUCAUUGAUGACGCCGGCAACUACAACAUCUCCUUCUACCACGUCAAUGAUGUCCACGCCCAUCUCGACCAGUUCAACUCGCGCGGCUCCAACUGCUCCAAGCCAGAGGCCGGCUGCUUCGGUGGCUACGCCCGCAUAAAGUCCUUUGUUGACGAGACGCGCCCCAGCCACCCAGACUCUCUCUGGCUCAACGUCGGCGACGAGUUCCAGGGCACCCUCUACUACUCGUACUAUGGCGGCGAGAAGAUUGCAGAGACCAUCAACCAGCUCGGCUUCGACGCCAUGACCCUUGGCAACCACGAGUUUGACGGCGGCGACGACAAGCUCGGCGACUUCCUCAAGAACCUCACCUUCCCCAUCGUCUCGGCCAACAUUGUCUCGGACAACGAGAAGCUCAACUCGACCAUUGUCCCCUACCACAUCUUUGAAAAGUACAACCUGGCCGUCAUCGGCGUCACCACCGAGACCACCCCGAGCAUCAGCAAGCCCGGCCCCGGGACCAAGUUCACCGACGUCACCGCCGCCGUCCAGCGCUGCAUCGACGAGAUCUACAGCACCACCAACAUCACCCGCAUCGCCGCCAUCACCCACAUCGGCUACGAGGAGGACAUCCAGCUCGCCAAGGACACCACGGGCCUGCACCUCAUCAUGGGCGGCCACUCCCACACCCUCCUGGGCGACAUGGAGGGCGCCGAGGGUAAGUACCCCACCAUCGAGAAGAACAAGGACGGCGACGAGGUCUUCAUCGUCACGGCCUACCGCUGGGGCGAGUACGUCGGCUACAUCGACGUCACCUACGACGCCGAGGGCAAGAUCCUGGCUUACCACGGCGCCCCCGUCCACAUGACCAACCAGACCUCCCAGGACCCGGAGCUCGAGGCCCAGAUUGUCGACUGGGCGGGCGCUUUCAAGGCCUUUGCCGAGGAGAAGGUCGGCGAGACCACCACUGUUCUCGACCAAACAACCUGCCAGAAGAAGGAGUGCAAUCUGGGUGACGUCACGGCCGAGGCUCUUCUCCAGUACCGCAUCGCCUCCGGCGCCAGCAACGCCGCCUUCGCCAUGAUCAACGCCGGCGGCAUCCGCGCGUCCAUCGACCAGGGCGACAUCACCCGCGGCGAGGUCCUGACGACGUACCCCUUUGGCAACGCCGUCGUCGAGGUGACGUACAAGGGGUCGGACCUGUGGAAGGUGUUUGAGGGCCUGGUCAGCGCCGUCAGCCAGUUCAACGGCCAGAAGGUCACCAGCUUCUUCCAGAUCAGCAGCGGCAUCAAGGUCGAGUACAACCCGGACAACGAGGUCGGCAAGAGGCUCGUCCGCCUGAGCGUCGGCCCCUCCAAGGACAAGCUCGAGCCCAUCGACCUGAACAAGGACUACACCCUUGUCACGCUCGACUUCAUCGCGGGCGGUGGCGACAACAUCCUGCCGCCGAGCGAGAAUCUCGUCGUCCUCGACACCCAGGAGGAGGUCUUUAUCGACUAUCUCGGCGCCCAUAGCCCCAUCACCGCCGAGCUCGACGGCCGCAUCGCCAUUGUGUCCGGCUCAGCGACGGGCGGCUCUGGCGGCGGCGCCAACUCGAGUGCCACGCCCUCGCCAUCGGGCACCGGCGCCGCCGCAACCCCGCCACCUAGCUCUGGUGAGCGCCUGAGCAGCCCGGGCACGUGUGUGGUGCUGCUUGUCUUCACGGCCAUGCUCGCGUUUGUCGUGUCGUAA